AUGCAGUAUUGAAUCAGUACCAAUCAAGGGCGUUUUGGUCACGUCCUGUGGAGCACCUAAAUGGCCUCGUCGUCGCCCAGCAGUGCCGCGAUGGCUAUGCAAACAACAUUUCAGGUAGUGAAAGAUAAUGAAGCAGCAACUGAAGAUGCGGGGACUCGUGACAACUCUGACGCUGGUGCGCCUCAGCAGUCUUCGCGCCUUUCCAGCUAUAUGAGCGCAAACUACAGCCACGACUCGCUCGCUACAGAUGAUAUGCAUCUUAUGAACAGCUUUACGGAGGAGACCUUUUUGGAGAUGCUCGAUUUUGGCUCUGGCGAACCGUUACCCGCCGCUUUGACGUUAGAGGCGGUGCACGCGGCUGUUGCAUCCGAGCGUUAUCACGUGCUUGGAGCGCCAUCCACAAAGAUGCUGACUCGGAUAAGUGGAACCGGUCUGGCGCCCUGGGAGAUCCAUCGGCCCCAGAAGUUCGUUCGCGACCUAGUGUUGCGCGGCUGCUUCUCGGGGCGAGUUCUGGACGCGGGCUGCGGCAUCGGCGACAACGCGUUGUUCAUCGCCAAGGCCUGCCCGCAGGCGCACGUCACGGCGGUGGACGUGUCGCCGCGCUGCGUGGCAUUCGCAACGGCCAAGGCGGGCCUGCGCCGCAUGACAAGCGGCCUGAUCACACUCGAGAAGUUCGUUCGCGACCUAGUGUUGCGCGGCUGCUUCUCGGGGCGAGUUCUGGACGCGGGCUGCGGCAUCGGCGACAACGCGUUGUUCAUCGCCAAGGCCUGCCCGCAGGCGCACGUCACGGCGGUGGACGUGUCGCCGCGCUGCGUGGCAUUCGCAACGGCCAAGGCGGGCCUGCGCCGCAUGACAAGCGGCCUGAUCACACUCGAGACCGCCAGCCUGACGGAGCCGGAGCCGGAGCGGCAGGCCGCGUGUGUGUCCAGCCCCGCCUCUGACGGAACCUUUGAUGUGGUCCUGGACUCCUCCACCUUCCACUGCUUCUGCGACGCCGACCGGGAGCUCUACGCCGCCAGCCUGCGGCGGCUGCUGCGCCCCGGCGGCAAGCUGUUUGUGAACUGCAUGAGCGAGGCGGAGACGCGGCCAGGCGGGCCCAGGCGGGUGUCUGUGGCGGAGCUGCUGUCGAUGUUCAACCGGCAGUCGGGCUGGGAGGUGGAGGUGAUUGAGGAUUCCGUCAUCGAGCUGCACCCCACAUUCUGGGGAGGACAGACUGUGUCGCGGCUGUACACGGUGCGCAAGUUGUGAGCGUGCGAGAUGCAUGGCAGCAGCAGUAGCAGCCUCUGCGGCGGCAGCAACAGCGGCAGUAGCAGCAUCCGCGGCGGCAGUAGCAGCAGCUUAUGGGGCUGCUGCCCCCUGGAUGCGCGCGGCGACGGAUUCAGUCAUGAUCCAGUCACGGCGCUGGAGGUGAAGGGGGUUUGGUGCAUUGUGGGCGUGACAUGGGGCGCAACAUCUGCACUUAGCUCGGCACGGAAUGAGGUGGUGUGCAUCGAGUAUCCACGGCUCGGUUGCGAUUCCUUGUUGCCGACCAGCGAGCCGCCUUGUGUCCUUCACUCGCGGCUGUUGGCUGGAGUUGGCGUAUGGUUCCAAUGAAGUGACCCUGGCAAUUACAGUGCGCACGGGUCCCUCGUUUCUGAGGCUUCAAGUGUGGGCCAGACGCUGGCUUGCUUUGUAUUAGCGACCUCUCGUUCUUGUUGAUGCAUUAGACGAGUAUUGUGGAGAUUAAGGGAAGAUCUGAGUGUAAAUAUGAACUACUUAAAGUUCGCAUAGCUUAUUACCGUUGCGGAGGCUAGUAGCAACAUGCUGGGUUUGGGAGUCCCGGGGUGGUGUGUUGGUAUAUGUGGGCGGGCUGAGGGGUUCUGGGGCAGUUGACACAAGCUGCAAAGCCACAGACUGCAUGCCCCCAGCUGGAGUUGCAGGCCGCCAUCUGGAGGUGGUGUUCGUUGCGGCAAGUGGUUUGCCCUGUGAUGCUCUGGUGGUCAAGUAUGGUAUCUUCGUUGUACGUAGACCAAACCGUUCCGGUGCUUAAAAUGCUCCUGCACCUGACGUGCGCAUGAUGCGGUGCUUCCAGUUGCAUUGCACCCACGGGUUCCUUACCGGCUGUGCUUCCUAUGAUGCUUUUAUUGCUGCUACAUGUGUUUGUUAGCAUCAAGUGCAGUCAUGGCGCUAUGGAAUGCGGAAGCAGAUAACCCCGCGCAGCGCCAGUCUUGAACGUGUCACUACAUCGUAACACGGAUAUCCAUUGCUACAGGCGCUUGCAUGUGGCCUUGAAGUUGUGGUGAUUCUCUCGACAUAUUGAUCUGACUGUGGAGGUUUACGUUUGAUUGUGCGCGUUUGGCGUACUUACGUACGAGCCACAACGUUAUUCGGAGUUACCCCGCAGGGAUGAAUUCUACAAAGACACGAUCUGCUUGGACCAGUGCAUGUGAACCGCUGCUCAGACGCAGUGCCCAUUCGCGUCUGAGUGAGUGUGUGACACGGCAUUGCAAUGCAUAGGUGCGGGGCAUGGACGGCGCAAUAUGACUUGGCCGCAGUGGUGUAGUUAAGCCCUUUGUACUUGAUCCUAAGAAAGUAUCGGUGGAUACCAAGGCUGUGAUCGAUGUGGUAAUGCGCAACCAGGUUGUCAGUGAGCACUCUGGACCAGGGGCGCGCCCUGUGUGCUUGGAGUGCGAGCGAUGUGCGAGGAUAGAUGGCUGAAAGGCGUGCGUGCAUUGAUGUUGGCUAUGUCUGCACAUCCACUGCAACGUGCAAUGCAACGUUACAACGUUUGCAGUGUGGAUAGUUGGAGUUUGAAGCAAGGCCGCAGGAGCAGGGCAGCUGCAAUAAAGAAAGCAGCCGCGGUUAUGCAUCGGCUGGCCGCUCUCAGGCUGCUUCCUCUUGGUUCCGGCGAAUGCAUGCUGUGGGUUUGGGCGAAUGUGUGUUUGAAUAAGUUUCAUUCACUCGCAAGCACUUCGUUAAGUUGCUGAGUGGGGCUGUGAAUGGGGCCCCACCACAUUACAUGAAGCUUGAAAGUGCGGCUGCGGACAGUUGCGAUCAUGCAUGUGACAUGGUUCGCGCAACGUGUGCCAGGAGCUCUCCGCAGGCUGGGUUAUGCGAGUGCCGUCGUUUGUGGGUGCCUCUCGCCAGUCCUUCUGAUGAAAGACUGCUAGACUGCGGCGGCCGUAUGCCAAGCCCGGGUCAGACGUAGACCCAGAGCUAUAACAAUGAGUACCAGGAGAAAUUUACAUUAGUUUUGUGUGUGGCCUGGCUCGGGUGCAGGGGUCCUGCACUCGUGCUCGCCCGCAUGUGUCUUGGUGGUGCGGUGCAGGCAUCGGGGUUACACAGUGUGGGAGCUGUGGGCUGGCGUGGGCGGUAUAACUGUGCCCUGGUACCAUCCCACCACCAUGAACAACCAGAACACAGGCCGACUGCCGACAGCGCGCGAACGACGCACCAAUGCCUUGUCCCUUCUUGCUACGCAUUUAUGUGGGCACGGGUGGGAGCCACACACAUCGGGACUACGCUUUCCUGCCCCUUGCCAUGUUCCAUCACGAGGCCGACUGCCGACAUACAUUGGGAACCGCUUGAAGUAAGCCGUCCAGGAUUCAAGGUUAAGUCGCCGGGAAUGUGUGCGGCACAGUCCAGGUUCCAGCAAGUCAGCGAUGUUUCGGUACAGUAACUCCGGCAUUUUGUCAGCCACGCAAUCUUGCCUUGAUGUUGCAAACUGAAUGUUGGGGUCUGGGAAUACGCUGCACACUAAGAAUGCGGAUGUUACAGAGGGGACAGUCCCAGCACCCGAAGACGCCGAGCCAUCACAUGCUUUCAGGGCACACUAAGGGACUCUGCCGACCUGCCCCUUGAAGACCCUGUCCCAUCACCCCUGAGGCUAGCUAAGGCGCACCCGGUCGGCUGCCUGCUCCUGUUUCACGCCAACUUCGAUGAUUCACGGUACAGCGUCAAGGCAUAUUUGGGACUGUUGGGGACGGAAGGUUGAACUUGUAUUGCCACAUCGUCGGGGCGCAGUACGGUAUCUUCGAUAUU
Molecule: messenger RNA, 4020 nt
Organism: Chlamydomonas reinhardtii
Lineage: Eukaryota; Viridiplantae; Chlorophyta; Chlorophyceae; Chlamydomonadales; Chlamydomonadaceae
Exons: 9
Coding region: 295-1248 (317 amino acids)
Source: RefSeq, a predicted model, not a curated record